AUGUCUGGAAACGCGCAGAAAAAAGCGGCGAGUCGCUCGAUGGCCACCAAGAAGCUUAUUAUCGAUGAAUUCAAACGACGCCUCAGGGACAAUAUCAAAUCGCUCAACGACAAUUUUUAUCAUAUCAUUCAGGCGGCAAAGGUCAACCCCGACGACAACGCGUUCAAAAACCAGACGGGAAAGAUGACCGAAUUCUACACCAUCAAAAAUGAAAUGGCCGUUAGAGCGCAGUUGAUGGUUCGCGCCUCCGACGAGCUCCUCCGACUGACCACCGAUCUCAAGGAGUUCCUCAUUCUUCACGAUUUCCACUUUUUGACCCAUAAUAUUAAGCAAGCCGAAUCCCAAUGCGAAGACACCCUUCGCCAACAAUCCCAUCUUCAUCAGGCUCUCGACACGGACGUCAGCAACAUGUUGUUCGCGUUGGAGGAGGAAAUCGCCGACAAUUUCUUUCUUGGACACUAA
Caenorhabditis briggsae is the source of this 462-nucleotide messenger RNA. It is a transcript of the gene Cbr-mdt-22, whose product is annotated as Protein CBR-MDT-22. The coding region runs from base 1 to 462 and encodes 153 amino acids. Gene Ontology annotation, cellular component: mediator complex. Gene Ontology annotation, molecular function: transcription coregulator activity. The record is from RefSeq and is a predicted model, not a curated record. Lineage: Eukaryota; Metazoa; Nematoda; Chromadorea; Rhabditida; Rhabditidae. Gene Ontology annotation, biological process: regulation of transcription by RNA polymerase II. The transcript is spliced from 5 exons.